AUGAAUGAGUGGUUUGCUGAGUUUUUUCGUACAAAUUCGGGUACCCAACUUCCUCUACCCCCACCUAACCCUCAACUGGGUCCCGUAGCUCUCAAAGGUGUGGAAUUGGUAAGACUAAACAAGCCUUCAAUCGAUAAGAUUCGAAAGCAAGGGGCUGAAGAAUUUAGAGAAAAUGUCAAUGACGAUCUUGAAAGAGCAGAAUUUUGGCUUGAGAACUCUAUUCGGGUAUUUAAUGAGCUUUCUUGCACCCCGGAUGAGUGCUUGAAAUGUGCUUUAUCACUUCUAAAGGAUACGACGUAUCAGUGGUGGAACACUCUUAUAUCUGUGGUACCGCGGGAAAGAGUUACUUGGGACUUCUUCCAAGAGAAAUUCAGAGAGAAGAACAUCAAUCAACGGUUCAUUGAUCAGAAACAUAAAGAGUUUUUAGAGCUAAAACAUGGUCGUAGGACUGUGAUUGAAUACGAGCAAGUGAUUGUUAGACUUAAAAUUGAGAUAUUUGUAUGCUCGAUCAAUGCUUCAGCUGGGUAUCCUAACAAAGAUUGUGGGAAGCUAUAUUCCGAUUCUAAGGCCCAAACAAUGUCAGUAGCGAGCGUUCGUAAUGCUAGGUCUAUUAAGCCUGAAUACCAACACUGUGAUAGACGACAUCUCGAUGAAUGUAGUAUGAAUAAUCGAGCUUGCUUUAGAAGUGGCUCCCAAGAUCACUUCAUUCGGGAUUGCCCUGAAAUGGUUGAAAAGGAUAAUUUUCAGAAUGCAAGAUCGAGUAACACUGCUGCUAGAGGGAGGCUAGUAAGAAAUACGAGAAAUGGGACCAGUAGCAGAGUAGUAUCCAAAGACUCGACUGUUAGAUCAAAAGCUAGAGCACCUGCGAGAGCUUAUGACAUUCGUGCUCGCGAGGAUGCAUCCUCCCCUAGUGUGAUCACUAGUACAUCUUCUCUCUAUGAUACUAAUCAAAUGGAUCCCGAUCGAGCAAUAGCUAACGAUGUGGAAAAUAUUAGCGCCUUCUCCCGCUCAAGGGAUAGCGCUGACUGA
This is a messenger RNA of Gossypium arboreum, 1029 nucleotides long. RefSeq lists its product as uncharacterized. The record is from RefSeq and is a predicted model, not a curated record. The transcript has 3 exons. Bases 1 to 1029 code for a protein of 342 amino acids. Lineage: Eukaryota; Viridiplantae; Streptophyta; Magnoliopsida; Malvales; Malvaceae.